ACCCGUAUCCGGUGGGGCAGCGGUUCAAGGAUUUGGAAAAGUCGAAGGGAGAAAUUUGGUACGCUUGUGGAAAUAACAUCCAAAAUCGGGUCAGUGACGAAGGGCUCGGUAAGAAUUCGCGGGUUCUUCUGGUAAACGUUACUGCUCCAAUCAACGGUUUGAAAUUCAAAGGUCAGAGUUUGUUUACCAGGUCGUAGCGGAGCAGGAGCACAUCGUGAUGGCGUCGAGCAGUACGAGCAGUGAGGAGGAGAGGAGUCUGAGGGAGUGUGAGCUCUACGUGCAGAAACACAACAUCCAGCAGCUGCUGAAGGACUGCAUCGUCCAGCUGUGUACCUCCAGGCCUGACAGACCCAUGGCAUUCCUCAGAGAGUACUUUGAGAGGCUGGAGAAGGAAGAGGCCAAGCAGAUCCUAAACCAGCAGAAGGCCAGCAGCCGUUCUGACUCCAGGGAUGAGGAGGUGUCUCCUCCCAUGAACCCCGUUGUCAAGGGUCGCCGGAGGAGAGGAGCCAUCAGUGCUGAGGUCUACACAGAGGAGGACGCUGCAUCCUAUGUCAGAAAGGUCAUUCCUAAAGACUACAAAACAAUGGCUGCCCUGGCUAAAGCUAUCGAAAAGAAUGUGCUAUUCUCUCACUUGGAUGACAACGAGAGGAGUGACAUAUUUGAUGCCAUGUUUUCAGUUACCUACAUCGCUGGAGAGACUAUCAUUAUGCAAGGUGAUGAGGGAGAUAAUUUCUACGUCAUCGACCAAGGAGAGACGGAUGUCUAUGUCAACAAUGAGUGGGUGACCAAUAUCGGGGAGGGGGGCAGCUUUGGAGAGUUGGCCUUGAUCUACGGGACCCCCAGGGCUGCCACCGUCCGAGCCAAGAGUAACGUCAAACUGUGGGGCAUCGACCGAGACAGCUACAGGAGGAUACUCAUGGGCAGCACUUUGAGGAAGAGGAAGAUGUAUGAGGAGUUCCUCAGCAAAGUCUCCAUCUUAGAGUCUCUGGACAAAUGGGAGCGUCUGACGGUGGCUGACUCUCUGGAGCCGGUGCAGUUUGAUGAUGGACAGAAGAUUGUGGUGCAGGGAGAGCCUGGCGACGAGUUCUUCAUCAUACUGGAGGGUUCUGCAGCUGUAUUGCAGCGUCGCUCUGAGAAUGAGGAGUUUGUGGAAGUUGGGAGGUUACAACCGUCUGACUACUUUGGUGAGAUUGCCCUGCUGAUGAACCGUCCCCGUGCUGCCACUGUGGUUGCCCGCGGUCCUCUGAAGUGUGUGAAGCUGGACCGACCGCGGUUCGAGCGUGUCCUGGGACCCUGCUCGGACAUUCUCAAACGCAACAUCCAACAGUACAACAGCUUCGUGUCACUGUCUGUCUGAGGGGUUUCCCCACCCCCUGUACCCCCUAAUCCCCUUUGUAACCCCAGAACGCCCCUGUACCCCCUAAUCCCCUUUGUAACCCCAGAACACACCCUGUACCCCCUAAUCCUCUUUGUAAACCCAUUACACCCCCUGUACCUCCUAAUCCCCGUUGUAACCCCAUAACACACCAUACCCCACCCCCUAAUCCCCAAUUUAACCCCAUUACACACCCACUCAAUGUACCCUCUAAUCCCCAAUGUAACUCCAUAACACAGCCCCUACCCAUGUACCCACCCCCUAAUCCCCUAUGUAACCCCAUAACGCAGCCCCUACCCCUGGACCCACCCCUUAUCCCCUAUGUAACCCCAUAACGCAUCCCCUGUACCCACCCCUAAUCCCCUAUGUAACCCCAUAACGCAUCCCCUGUACCCACCCCUAAUCCCCGAUGUAACCCCAUAACGCAUCCCCUACCCCUGUACCCACCCCCUAAUCCCCGAUGUAACCCCAUAACGCAUCCCCUACCCCUGUACCCACCCCCUAAUCCCCGAUGUAACCCCAUAACGCAUCCCCUACCCCUGUACCCACCCCCUAAUCCUCGAUGUAACCCCAUAACGCCUCCUCUUUUAGAACCAGGGUCCACCAAUGCAAUUUUGCUUCAAUGUCACUUAAAAUUAUCUUCCAUUUGCUUUGAAUUUUUUUUACUCAUCUAAAUGUUAUGCUGCCCAUCACCUAGCUUUCAUAGUCACCUAUAGGAGCACAGUUAUGUUACAGUUUAAAUGUACCAAAUUCAUAUGGUAUGCUUUCACUGAAUCUAGAAUUGUUUUCCUAUAGUUUAAACACGAGCAGUGAUUAGUAGGGGAUUGGCCGAGGUUAGGACAGGCCAAUGAUAAGAUGGGACAAUCAAACGUAACAUGGUGAAGUAAGCGUCCAUGCUGAAUAUUGUUCAGAUAUUUUUAACUAGUUCAGUUCCAAUAAAAAUAUGUCAAUGUUGACAUCCUGACAAAAUAAUUCAUAAAAUUGUACUUUUUAGAAUUACAAGAAUGCUGGGAGCAUAAUGAUUGCAUCUAAUUACUUUAUGUAGCUUUCAUGCAAUGAUAAUCAAUGGUUAUCCUCCAUUGUUACUGUACAUCAAAUCGCAGACAUUUUUACAUUUUCUCAUAUUGUUUCCAUUGAUUGGUCCAUCAAUCCAAUUCACUGUUAUUUUAUCUAGUUUGAGAGUUUGUACAACUUAAUAUAACCAUAAAGUUCUCUGUUGGAAAGCUACCAAACUAGAGCUAAAUGUUUAAUUGUUUUCACAACUCAGAACGCAUAGCAGAUUGUUAUUCUGUCAGAAGCAGUGGAACUCAAAACAGGAAGUAUCCCCAUGUUAACACUCACCUCUGAUUUGUUGGUACAUUAUUGGCUACAAUAGGGGGGGAAAAGAUUAUUAAAUGGUUUUCAGUAUUCAGCAUUUUUCAGUAUACACCAAAUAACUUAAUCGCUAUGUUUUUAAACAGAAUUAUUAUUAUAGUUAUGACUAAAGUUCUUUAUUGACUGAACGAACUAAUGUUAUGGCUAUGGUUUGGAGUGAUGGUAAAGUUAAGUACGUUUAAAUGUCUUUUUGUAAAUGCUUAUUUUUCCAUAAAUUCUAUUUUAGGUGUUCAGUGCCACAGCGUAAAUAAAUGCUUAUUCUUGUCAACCGACAGAACAGUAUGUAGUUGUAUUGUGACAAAGUCAUGGGUUAACCUCUUAAAAGUAGGCGAAAGGGCUUUAAAGUAAUUAAUAUACAUUUGAAUUGUAGAUGGUUUUAAGACUUAAUUAUUCAUGUACCGGUAUUAGAGUACAAAAGUUUAAAAGCGUUAGAAAGCAUCCCAACUGUGGUAAUUCAGACAUCAGAUUAAAUUGUCAUGAUUAUAUAUUUUAUUUUAAAGCAGCUUCGCUGUUAAAGCAUAGUGAAAAUGAUUUAUCUACUCUAUGCCUACCUACAGCAUAGUGUAAAGUAAUGAAAUGGUAUUCUCAAACUGCCCCUGUCGAUCAAACAGUUGGUCAUUCGCUACCGGCUUCACCCCAUGAAUCUUAAGAACACGUGUCAUUAGCUCUUUUUCUUCUAACUCCUGCAGAAAUCUAUAGUCUAAGUUGUAUUCCUGUUCAUUCCUGCCUCACAGCUUGCCCCUCACCCCUUUCUAACAGAAAGGACCCUUACAUACGGUAAUGCUUUUAUCCCUUUCUGAGAUAUUGUCUUUGUUUAGGCUCUGUCAUGUUUCCAAUUUUAAUCGUAUGUACAAAACAGUAUGGCUGACUGGAUGGAUGGACUUGUGUAACCGUAUGUAUGUUGAAAACCAAUCAACAUGAUACUGAGUCGAUUGCAGUGUUGCCUACUUGGUCCAAAACUUUUGUAUUGCUUUCAGAUGGUUGAUGUUCUGGAAUAUUGCAGGUGUCUAUUUGCUGACAGAUCACAACCCACCAGUGGUUGCUGGUGUUUCUUCACAUGAAGUACUGAUAUGGUAAAACACAUCACAAGAUUAGUGCUCACUAGUAGGCACACUGCAAUCCACCCGGUUUGCCUUAGCUUAUGUAACCCGGGCAUAGACACUCCUGCUAGCCUGACCUUCAGCAAGUUUGCGGGGCCUGCAGCAGGCUCUGAGAGCUGCAGGUCAUCUGAGGACCAUUCUUUUUCUAUUCUACCCAAUGACUGUACUCUGUUUGACUUCCUGUAUGUGCAAAGAUGUUUAUCCUUUUGGUAUAGAUUGUUCCAGAUGGCAGUUUAAGCAAUAAAAAGGUCAAAUUA
Messenger RNA from Oncorhynchus gorbuscha (pink salmon), 4106 nucleotides. RefSeq names its product cAMP-dependent protein kinase type I-alpha regulatory subunit. The record is from RefSeq and is a predicted model, not a curated record. Gene Ontology annotation, molecular function: cAMP-dependent protein kinase regulator activity. Gene Ontology annotation, biological process: regulation of protein phosphorylation. Gene Ontology annotation, cellular component: cAMP-dependent protein kinase complex. The transcript has 12 exons. Bases 218 to 1357 code for a protein of 379 amino acids. Lineage: Eukaryota; Metazoa; Chordata; Actinopteri; Salmoniformes; Salmonidae.